CCGAGCUCCAGGUCCCGCCUCCUUCUUAAGUCACAACCCGUUUUCAUCGGGACUCGAAGCCUUGGCCCCGCCUCUGACCCGAAACCCCGCCACCCCUUUACUGGCAGCUCUUUGCCCUGGGGCCUCCCAGAAAGAACGGGGCAGGCAGCCUUCCGCGCAUUGGUGUUCUGGGUUCUUUUCCCACUGUGCUGUGUACGUAUUGCAUCCGCUUUCUGGGCCUGGACCGUGCAGCCCAGCGGGCACCCUCGGGAACCGGCAGUGCGGGGGCGUGCUGAGCUGAGGAGGCGUGGCCCGAGCAGGGGCAGUCGCGAAAGAGGGAUUUUCUCAUCAGCCUCCUGGUCCACGGUCGGUUCAGACCAUGACACCCGAAGAAUGGACCUAUCUAGUGGUCCUGCUUAUCUCCAUCCCUAUCGGCUUCCUCUUUAAGAAAGCUGGACCUGGGCUGAAGAAAUGGGGGGCAGCAGCUGUGGGCCUGGGGCUCACUUUAUUCACCUGUGGCCCCCAUGCUUUGCAUUCUCUGAUCACCAUCUUGGGAACCUGGGCCCUCAUUCAGGCCCAGCCUUGCUCCUGUCAUGCCCUGGCUCUUGCCUGGACCUUCUCCUAUCUCCUCUUCUUCCGAGCCCUCAGCCUGCUGGGCCUGCCCACUCCCACACCCUUCACCAAUGCCAUCCAGCUGCUGUUGACACUGAAGUUGGUGAGUCUGGCCAGUGAAGUUCAGGACCUCCAUCUGGCUCAGAAAAAGGAAAUAGCUUCUGGCUUCAACAAGGAACCUACUCUGGGCCUCCUGCCCGAGGUCCCCUCUUUGAUGGAAACACUCAGCUAUAGUUACUGCUAUGUGGGAAUUAUGACAGUAGGCACGGAUACACGCCAUCCAACCACCUGCCCCUUGCCGCCUUCCACAGGCCCGUUCUUCCGUUACCGCACCUACCUGGACUGGCUGGAACAGCCCUUCCCGGGAGCCGUGCCCAGCCUGAGGCCGCUGCUGCGCCGUGCCUGGCCAGCCCCGCUCUUUGGCCUGCUCUUCCUGCUGUCCUCCCAUCUCUUCCCACUGGAAGCUGUGCGUGAGGAUGCCUUCUACGCCCGCCCGCUGCCCACCCGCCUCUUCUACAUGAUCCCGGUCUUCUUCGCCUUCCGCAUGCGCUUCUACGUGGCCUGGAUUGCGGCCGAGUGCGGUUGCAUUGCCGCGGGCUUCGGGGCCUACCCUGUGGCUGCCAAAGCCCGGGCCGGGGGUGGCCCCACCCUCCAAUGCCCAACCCCCAGCAGUCCGGAGAAUGCAGCUUCCCUGGAGUAUGACUAUGAGACCAUCCGUAACAUCGACUGCUAUGGCACAGACUUCUGCGUGCGGGUGCGGGAUGGCAUGCGGUACUGGAACAUGACGGUGCAGUGGUGGCUGGCACAGUACAUCUACAAGAGCGCACCUGCCCGCUCCUACGUUCUGAGGAGUGCCUGGACCAUGCUGCUGAGCGCUUACUGGCAUGGCCUCCACCCUGGCUACUACCUGAGCUUCAUGACCAUCCCGCUGUGCCUGGCUGCUGAGGGCUAUUUGGAGUCAGCCUUGCGGAGACAUCUGAGCCCCAGGGGCCAGCAAGCCUGGGACUGGGUGCACUGGUUCCUGAAGAUGCGUGCCUACGACUACAUGUGCAUGGGCUUUGUGCUCCUCACCAUGGGUGACACGCUCCGGUACUGGGCCUCCAUCUACUACUGGAUCCACUUUCUAGCCCUGGCCUGCCUGGGGCUGGGUCUAGCUUUGGGUGGGGGCAGCCCCAGCAAGAGGAAGACAGCAUCCCAGGCCACCACCGGCCAAGCCAGGGAAAAGCUCAGGGAAGAGUGAGCUGUGUUGCUCUGGCCUGCCAGCCAGCGCAGUCUUUGCUUGGGAAUUCUGUGAACCGGGCUGUAUUCUCCUUUACCCAGCAAGAAUCCCUUGUUUGGCUAGGAACCUGGAGAGGAUUCCUCCUUCCUAACAAAUCCCCUGCCUCUGAUUUAAACAAAGCUGGAGGUACCCUUCUCUUAGAUGCUCGCCACAUCCUGACUUUUCCAAACCUCCCUCUGCUGACAUCAGGGUAUUACUGUCCACUCUUGUCCCAGUCUCUGCAGCAGUCUUCAGGUAUUCAAAAUGCCACACUUCCCAAAAUGCAAGGGCACAGACCAGUGGUCAUGUGGCAUCUUGGACAAAGUCCCUGUGGGUCCCCGGUAUUGGGGCAGGAGCUUCAGGGCCAGGUUCUGUAAAAGGGGAGGAACAGCCUUCUCGUUUUCUUGGCUUUUAUCAUCAAUCCAGUAUUUCAGAGACCAUGACCUUACACAUCCUGGAGGAGAAACCGAGGUACAAGUAAGCAGCCCCAGGGGAACACACUCUUACAGUAGCUUCUGUCUGAGCCAUUUCUAGGCCCCCACACAACCUGCUACCCAGUGUCAUCCUUGGCCUGUGACAGGUCAGAAUGUAUAAAUCUUUCUCAAUAAAAUGUUAC
Molecule: messenger RNA, 2465 nt
Organism: Chionomys nivalis (European snow vole)
Lineage: Eukaryota; Metazoa; Chordata; Mammalia; Rodentia; Cricetidae
Gene: Mboat7
Product: membrane bound O-acyltransferase domain containing 7
Exons: 8
Coding region: 359-1831 (490 amino acids)
Biological process (GO): lipid modification; phosphatidylinositol biosynthetic process
Cellular component (GO): mitochondria-associated endoplasmic reticulum membrane contact site; membrane
Molecular function (GO): lysophospholipid acyltransferase activity
Source: RefSeq, a predicted model, not a curated record